AUGUUCACUCAGUUGGACCAAACUCAAGAAAACGAGAUCGAAGAGCUUGGAUUGUUGGGUAAACCAUCACCAAUGCCCGUUAUUAAUGUACCUCCACAAGUUGAAAGUGAGUAUAUUAAGCCUCAGAAAGAGGAGGUAUUAGAGCCCUUUUACAAGUUUUUUAGGGAUGGUAAGUCCGCAGAAGACACUAGCGAUUCAGAAGAUGUUAGCGAGGAGAUUUCAAUGGAGGAAGAAGAGGAUAAGAAGGUUUCUGUAGAGUAUUACGAACCAAAACAAGGCGAUUUCGUCGUUGGUGUAGUCGUUUCAGGGAACGAAUACAAGCUUGAUGUUAAUAUCGGUGCGGAUUUAUUAGGGACAAUGCUGACGAAAGAAGUGCUUCCUUUAUACGAAAAAGAGUUGGAUAAUUUGUUGUGUGAUUUUGAGAAGAACCCCGAAGAGUUUUUGAUGAAGGGCAAGAUGGGAAUCGUGAGAAAUGAAGAGGCGUUAAGUGGUGGUCCGGUGGCUGGGCAGCCGGUUGUUGAACAUGGAACAGUUUUGUUUGCCGAAGUUUUGGGAAGAACUCUUAGUGGUCGACCUUUGAUUUCCACACGAAGGCUUUUCCGGCGACUAGCUUGGCAUCGAGUGAGGCAGAUUAAGCAACUGAAUGAACCCAUAGAAGUCAAAAUUACAGAGUGGAAUACUGGUGGUCUUCUCACAAGAAUCGAGGGUUUACGAGCUUUUCUUCCUAAAAUUGAACUUGUCAAUCGUGUUAAUAAUUUCACCGAGCUAAAACAAAAUGUGGGACGUCGAAUAUUUGUUCAAAUUACACGAAUAAGUGAAGAUACAAACGACUUAAUUCUCAGUGAAAAGGAAGCUUGGAAUGCAAAACACCUUAAAGAGGGAACUCUUUUGGAAGGCACGGUGAGAAAAAUAUUCCCCUAUGGUGCGCAAAUAAGGAUAGGCGAAAGUAACCGAAGUGGAUUGUUGCAUAUCUCGAAUAUCACUCGAGGAGAAUUUGCUUUGGUCAAUGACGUGCUAGCAAUUGAUGAAAAAGUCAAAGUUUUGGUUGUGAAGUCGAUGUUCCCUGACAAGAUCUCUCUCAGUACUGCAGUGCUGGAAAGCGAACCGGGCUUGUUCCUAUCAAACAGAGAGAGGGUAUUUUCGGAAGCUUCAGAAAUGGCAAAGAAAUACAGGCAGAAGUUACCAGCUGUUUCAACUAUUCGAAAAUUAGAACACCUUUCAGAUGCUCUGCCCUUCAAUGUUGAAGAAAAUAUGUAUGCAAAUUGGAAAUGGUUCAAAUUUGAACGAGAUAACGAACCAAAAUGACAACUAUACCCUUUUCCUACUACCCUCAAUCAUCCACAUGGUUGAUGUACAAAGAAAAAAAAACAGAGUAUUUCACCAAGCAAUGGUGAUCAAGGUGAUCUUGUAUUGCAUUUAGGAUCAAUGUUGACCUUUUUACAAAAAGUCAAAAGUGUUUUAGCUUUAUUUGGUGAUGUAUUGUUUCAUAAACAAGUUAUGAUCUUUAUUCGUAUGUUGUUUGUAUAUUUUUUGUAUUCCUUUUUUAGUAUAGCUUGUAGUGUCCAUUGAUCAAAGGAAGUUGAAGAUCAUUUAUUGCAUUGAAGAGAUCUGAUGUUUGUUUGUUAACUAAUUUUAUGAUGUUAAAGUAUUUUUGCUUUCUAAGAGACAUUUAAAAGAAA
Molecule: messenger RNA, 1679 nt
Organism: Lactuca saligna
Lineage: Eukaryota; Viridiplantae; Streptophyta; Magnoliopsida; Asterales; Asteraceae
Source: the annotation of a GenBank genome assembly